AUGCAGGCCCCCACACCGGCCUCUCGAGCACGCCAAGAUGGCACCCAUAUAUGCACAGCCGCCGAGGGUGGUCACGGCCGCACUCACGAUGGAGGUGUCGCCGUCCUCCAUGUUCUCAUCCAAGCUCCCGCGGCUUGGGUACUCGUCGUCCCAAUAAGCUGCCCUGAGCCUACCUACCUGACCUUUGAAGCUCCAGAAUUUUACGACCCUUUUCGUUUUGCACGCUGGACAGGCCCGGGCAUCGCAGUGUUCCAACGGUCCGCUGGUGCGGUGCGAAUGAGCGGCCACAAUGUUGACGUUAAUCCUCCGCCGGCACUCCUGGUCAUUCAAAAGAACAUGGCCAAUUCAGCGACCAGGAUACCAACGAAUAGGCGAAGUACAGAUCUCUCAAACACAAGACGAAACGAUAUACCUGGCCCAGCACAUAGAAGAAGUAGCGGUUCAAGAUCUUCCAUCCCACACUCUCCGACGGCGCUUUCGAAUACACCAUUGCCUGUACGCGCUCCGACAUCAUCGACACAAUUCUCGGAUGCCCCAAAUUCUUCGAGUGGUCCACGGAUAGCUGUGAGAUCUUCGACACUCUCACUACCACAGUAUCGUGAUCGUCGGCUGAGGAUCUUUUGCCUCCGGGAGCACACGGAUGAGGAUCCUGAGUUCUUGGUCGAUGUUCUGAAGCAUGUUUCGAACAUCUCUGGUGACAAACAGCUACCGCGAAAAGGUGGCCGAUCUAUCGUCUUAUGCGUCCAUGUUCUCAACGAGAAGGGCGAAGAAGACCGGGUCGCUGCUAAGGUCCUCGAAGUCAAUAAUUCUCUCACCGAGAGCCUUGCGUUAGCAGAGUGGCAUAUCUUACAAAAGUUUAACCAUAAGCAUAUCAUUGCCACAGCAGGCGCUUGCAAGAUGAUCUCUUACGAUAAUGAUGACGAGGAUGUGCCUAGAGUCAACAUCGGCAUACUUCUAUACCCAUACGCUCCUUAUACCUUGAAAGACCGAAUCGAAAAGAUCGCGAGAGCAGAGGGCGCCAGGCGUGUUGGCAUGUCAAAAUUGAUGCUCAAGUGGUUUGCUUGUUUAUGUCAUGCCGUCGUCUAUCUGCACUCCGAAGGAUCGAAACACAGAGACAUCAAGCCAGAGAACAUCCUCGUCGACAAUGUAAACACCGUGAUCCUGGCAGACUUCGAUCGCGCAGGCGCGCACUAUGAGGAUCCUAGGAUGCUAGAGUCCCAGGGGCCGACACCUCGGACCGACCGAUAUGCUCCCGCAUGUGUGUUCGACGAGACAAGCCCUCGUGGCCCGGAGCGUGACAUUAAUUGCCUAGGGUUCUGCUUUCUUGAGAUGGCAACUGUCAUACUGGGCGAGACGGAGACGAAGUUAGUCCAGCACUUGCAUGCCAAAGCAAAAACAAAGAGUCCCGGCAUUCCUCCCUAUCGAGAGGCGCUGGCAGAUGGAAGCGUUGAAUCAUGGCUGGCACAUCUUAAGAAGACUUCUCACUCACGGCCCGAACUUGUUCCGAUCGACUCGUUCAAGCGAGUUACGGUCGAGGAGUUCCUGGGUCUGAUCCUUAGCAUGAUGAGAGCGGAUUCGUCACAAAGUCAUAUGCUUCGACCUGCUUGGGAGAUUCUCAGGCAGCUUUGUGACCCGUGCGAACAUUGUGGUCCAACCCUACCGCAGCAGGUAUCCUCGGAAAGCCAGCAGCAACUGGCUGCCGAUCGCCCGUCGAACAAAGUCCCUCGUCGUCAGUCAAACGGGGCUUUGGCUCCCCCGUCAUCUACCACUCACAGUCCACUGUCCGGGCCUUCCCGGUUCCAUGCUGAUGGAACCGCGAUGGAAAGGAGAAGUACUGAAGAUACGAUGCAUCUCGCUGACUCCAGACAGAAUCAAGCGCCUACUUCAAUUUUGAGCGAAGAAACAUCAGAUCGGCUUCCUAGUAAAAGUGAAGAGUCAGAUGACGAGGUCACUUCCACACCAAAAUUGACCGUAACCAGGACUGUGACUGGCAAUGGAACCAUCACAGUGCCUCUACAGUAUCAUCGUAACGUCGUCGAUGACACCGAUGCUUCCGAGAGGCCGUUGAAACGACGUUGCCCUGCGGAAACACUGGACAGGAAUCGAGUUCCAUCGCAACUGGACAAGAUAAAUGAGGUUUCAGUCGGCCCGCGUGCGAAAGCAUCAACGUCUGACUCGGAAAUGCUCCGUACAAGUCCAGCUCCACAGAAUUCACAUCCACCAAGCGUCGACAGCCAAGAAAACCCGGUGACUGACGACCGGGCGCUCACUCCAUCGGGCCGCAAGAGAUCCUUUCGAAACUUUGUGGAUCAAAUCAAUGGUUCUCUCGUAUGCUUAUGGGGCUGCGAUCCUCGCAAGAGAGCAGCAUUGAAAUUGAAGUCUCGAGUCAAGCAACCAUUCGAACUGACCCCCCCACUGAUACACAUCACAGCCUCUGUUUUGACCGGAAAUCUUUAUCACAUCGACUCCCGAAGCGGUAGCAGACUCAAGGGAGAUCUUACCUUUGCAUGCCAAUAUUCUGCGAAAAUGCGGGGUUUUGAAAGCGAUUUUCGUGCAUCAACCGUCACUGGAGACGACAGUACAAUAUGUCAGAUGAAUCCAGCGCAUCAUGAUUUGUGCACGUGGUGGCGAAGAAUGGAUUUGUAA
Messenger RNA from Pseudocercospora fijiensis CIRAD86, 2646 nucleotides. RefSeq lists its product as uncharacterized. The record is from RefSeq and is a predicted model, not a curated record. Gene Ontology annotation, biological process: peptidyl-threonine phosphorylation; peptidyl-serine phosphorylation. Lineage: Eukaryota; Fungi; Ascomycota; Dothideomycetes; Mycosphaerellales; Mycosphaerellaceae. Gene Ontology annotation, molecular function: ATP binding; protein serine/threonine kinase activity. Bases 1 to 2646 code for a protein of 881 amino acids. The transcript has 7 exons.